Molecule: messenger RNA, 735 nt
Organism: Ambispora leptoticha
Lineage: Eukaryota; Fungi; Glomeromycota; Glomeromycetes; Archaeosporales; Ambisporaceae
Source: the annotation of a GenBank genome assembly
AUGGAAGAUUUUCCUGCGCUCGAGGGUUUCACUACAAGUUCUAACUUAAAUUUAUCCUCGGAUCCAACAGCCGACUUUCUUGCACGCGAACAGGCGACACUUGGUGAAGAUGCCGCACUCUUUAAUGCACCACUUUCAAACAAUUCGUCAACUGUAGCGACGGAGCUAGAAGGUUUCCCAGAGAUUCCUACAGUAGCCUCUAUAAGUUCCGCAACAUUGCCUGUUACAACAUCCUUCACUGCCACUACACCUGACUAUUCCGCAUUUCAUAGUGAGUUUCCACCUGUUGAACUAGCUACUACGAAUAUCUCCACCAUUCAACCAUCUUUUGAUGGAUUAAGUCAGGUGACAGAUGAGGAAGAACAAGAGAACGAGGUGUUGAGAGAAUGGAGAGAGAGACAACGAGAGUUAAUUGCUGAACGUGACGAGGCUUCCGAACAAAAAAAGAAAGAGACCAUAAAACAAGCUCAUGAUGAAAUCGACAAAUUUUAUAGUGAAUAUAACGAGAAAAAAGCUAUUGCUCAACAACACAACAGGAAUCAAGAAGAAUUGUUUAUACAGGAAAGAGAUGACAUCACUUCUGGUACUUCAUGGGAACGGAUUUGCAAGAUUCUGAGUCUCGUUAAUGCUCAAAGUAAAUCAACCAAUAAACAUGAGAAAGAUGUCAGUCGAUUUAAAGAAUUACUUUUAGAUUUGAAAAAAGAUGAAAAGGCGCCGGGUGCGGGUGGAUAUUAA